This is a messenger RNA of Ceratitis capitata (Mediterranean fruit fly), 2866 nucleotides long. Its product is annotated as P protein-like. Bases 48 to 2831 code for a protein of 927 amino acids. The record is from RefSeq and is a predicted model, not a curated record. NCBI's taxonomy places the organism in Eukaryota, Metazoa, Arthropoda, Insecta, Diptera, Tephritidae. Gene Ontology annotation, cellular component: membrane. Gene Ontology annotation, biological process: transmembrane transport. The transcript has a single exon.
UCCUCCAACACACACGUAACUGGAAAGAAAUCACUUAUCAAACCAAAAUGGAUGAACAGAAUAAUGAUCAAAAGCCAAAGCAAUCAACACCGCCACCGCCGCAACUACCAGAAAAGUCGUCUAGCGAAGAAUCCAUUGAAUUCGAGACGGAGCAGCAACAAAUACCCGUGCCCUCAGAGCAUAUGCAACGAAGACUAGACAUGGCAGAGGUCGUACCGCCAUCGGGCAUGCCACCAACGCCAGUACCCUCAGCGGAAACGCUACGAAAGCAUGUAUUGGAUGAAGAAGGUAUGCCGACAGGAAUGCGCGUGACCCCUGUGCCAUCAGUGUACGACUUUGAAGCGCCACCAGAGCCUACAGCUGAUAACAGAACCCCAGCUGAACGUGCAGCCACGCAAUACACUGUUGAAGAAGCGGCGUCGAUAGCAGCAGCAGCACCAGGUGCAAAUACACCAGAGCAGCCGCCUAAACCACCAGCUACUGAAACGCCAUUGAUUACCAUAUCACCGCCGCGCACUAACACGUCACUAAAACCAGCUGCGGUUGCCAGUGAUCACCUAACGCCCACGUCUUCACAGAAUCUCACAUCACAAGCGAGUUUGCCGGAGACAGGAUCCGGCAAAAAGAAGGUCAGUAUACCGGAAGCGCAUAGCAAUGUAGACAAGAUAAUCGAGGAGGACAUACAUUUGACCGAUGUGCAGAAGGCGGCGUUGAGAAACUUCGAGUCGAUGGUUAAACAUCACGAGCCCGACUUGCCUGAGCUACAAAUCGAGGACAUCAUACAAGUUAAGCGCGCCUGGUUGAAGCCGAUUGGGCUCUUUAUGGUCUGGUUAAUGUUCACGGUGCAAUUUAUUAUCUACAGAGAUUUACCCAGCAAUCCGAAGUUGAUUUCGAUCAAGCCGCACGAGGAGAAGGUCAUACCAGUGCCCAAUAUAACGGACACAUCAAUAUCGCUGUCCAUAUAUGGACCCUUUCUGCAGGAUGGCGAUCUCGUCUAUGCGGGCAGAGAGAAUGAAGCGAGCUUCCUAAAUAUUCAGGCGGAGCGCAUUUUCUACAAUAGCAAAAUGACAGCGAUUAUAACUGUGAAAAUUGCCGAUCUGUGGCGUGAGUACUUGGAUACGAGUGAUAAAAUCGAAAGGAUCGUACCGACUGUGCGCUAUGCGAUAAUGCCCUUGUGGCAGAAUAUCUCGAAGGAUAACUACACACGCAUGUUCCUGCGCAUGUACACGAAUCACAAUGAGAUUGUCACCCUCAAAUAUAAUUACGAUUGGCUGCCCGUGCCGACGGAGAAGGGACUGCUCUUCACGCUACUCGUGCUGUUGCUGCUCUAUGCGCUCUUCAUAUUCGAGGUAACCAAUCCGACGCUCUCUUCGCUGAUUUGUUCCACCUUCGCAUUGGCCAUACUCUCGAUUUUGAAUCCGAAGCCAUCGUUCGAUACGAUACUCGAUUGGAUCGAUAUGCCGAUGCUGACGCUGCUCUUCAGCAUGAUGAUCAUUGUGGCGAUCAUAUCCGAUGCGGGCAUGUUCGACUUUGUAGCAAUUUACGCGUAUCAGCUCUCGAAGGGCAGCGUCUUUCGGCUCAUUAUGAAUUUGUGCUUCUUUAUCAGCUUAAUCUCGGGGUUUCUCAAUAACAGCACCACAAUGCUGCUCUCAUCACCGAUCACGAUCAAACUCUGCGAGGUCUCCGGCAUGAAUCCAGUUUCGGUGCUCACGUACGUCAUGAUUUGUGCCAACGUCGGCGCCGCCUUUACGCCACUCGGCAGUCCGCCGAAUAUUAUUAUAACAACGAACGAUUAUCUACAAAAACACGGCAUUACAUUUGGCACUUUCGUCAUAAAUAUGGCGCCAUGCACACUGCUCGUGCUGCUGCAGACCUACUUCCAGUUACGUUUCUACUCAACACACUCGCGUCUGCUCGACUACCGCGAAUCGCCAAGCGUGCAGAAGGAGUUGCUAAAUCGUGGCAUUCAACGUUGGCGCCGCGCUUCGAGUGCGCUCGGCAGCUUUUUGGCGGACGAUCGUCGCAUACGCAAUGUCAUCGAGCGGGCAAUCGGUAAGAUGCGCCAGGGCAUACAGGGUGUGCCGAAGCCCGCCGAGGAGAAGACAUACAAUUACCAACGCACGCUGGCCGAGUUGAAGAAACGGCAUGGCACAAUCGAUAAGGUGCUGCUGAUCAAAUGCGUCGCUGUGCUGACAUUUAUAAUGACGAUCUUCAUGCUGCGCUCGUUUGAGUAUUUCAAUGUUAUCGGUUUCUCUUGGACUGCGCUACUCGGCGCCAUACUGCUGCUCAUACUCGCCGACAUCAAUGAUUACGAGAGUCUCCUGUGCCGCAUCGAGUGGUCGACGCUGAUGUUUCUCUCAUCAUUUUUCGUGCUCAUCGAAGUGCUCUCUCAGCUGGGUUUCGAGGAUAUCAUCGGUCAUAACAUAAUUAAAGCUAUCGAGAGCACACCGGAGAGCCUACAGCUGCUGGUGGCACUCAUGCUCAUCCUAUGGGUUACCGCUUUUGCUUCGUGUUUCCUCAAUAACAACCCUGUUACUCAAAUGAUGGUACGCGUUGUGGUCUCGAUUGCGCAAAUCAAACAUUUGGCUUUGCCAUUGGCGCCGCUGGUGUGGGCUCUGGUGAUGGGUGCUGCUUUUGGUGGUAAUGGCUCACUUAUUGGCGCAUCGGCGAAUAUUGUGACGGCGGGUGUGGCGAACAAGCAUUUGUAUAAGUUAACAUUUCGCAAAUUUUUCUUGGUGGGUUUCUCGAUAAUGCUCGUUAAUAUUGUUGUUGCAUCGCUAUAUUUGAUUUUGAUGUAUGUGGUGAUCAAAUGGGAUGGCAUGGUGUUUUGAAGGCGAUGUUUCGAAAUAAAUGCAUGGAUUAUGAA